GAAUCCACUCUGCGUAUUGAAUUGAAAUUGAAUCAAAACGAAAGGGAGAUAGAGCGAGGAGAGAAAUGGCGGCAAUAACCGGUGGUAUUCAGGACGUUCCAGGCAGCCAGAACAGCCUUGAGAUCGAAAGUCUUGCUCGCUUUGCUGUUGAAGACUACAACAAAAAGGAGAAUGCUCUUCUGGAGUUUCAAAAGGUGAUAAGUGCAAAAGAGCAGGUGGUUGCUGGCACCAUGUACUACAUCACGCUGGUGGCAAGCGAUGGUGGGAAGAAAAAGGUUUAUGAAGCCAAAAUUUGGGUUAAGCCAUGGCUGAACUUUAAGGAAGUUCAGGAGUUUAAGCUCGUUGGUGAUGCCCCUGCUGAGUCUUCUAGCUAGGUUAAUGAAGACUCUGUGUGGCUAACUUGGCUUGAAGGUGGAGUUACCAGGAUGUCAAAAGCGUGUAAUGUAUGGAAUAAAAGUGGCUAGGUAGUUGCCUUUGGAAUUUAUAUUCAAGUCCUUGCUUAUUAUGAAAUAUGUAUGCUUUUGUAAUCCUUCUAUAGAUUCAAGUACAAGAGAUAUGGUGUAUUAUGCUUAAAUAGUUGUAAUUGAUGCUCCGUAUGUUAGGGGCCACUUCUGUACGUACCAUCCAUAUUAUAUCACCAGUGGAUUUUUUUUUUUUUUGUG
Messenger RNA from Neltuma alba, 662 nucleotides. RefSeq names its product cysteine proteinase inhibitor. The coding region runs from base 66 to 374 and encodes 102 amino acids. The transcript is spliced from 3 exons. NCBI's taxonomy places the organism in Eukaryota, Viridiplantae, Streptophyta, Magnoliopsida, Fabales, Fabaceae. The record is from RefSeq and is a predicted model, not a curated record. Gene Ontology annotation, molecular function: cysteine-type endopeptidase inhibitor activity.